Anopheles cruzii is the source of this 2678-nucleotide messenger RNA. It is a transcript of the gene ZnT63C, whose product is annotated as proton-coupled zinc antiporter SLC30A1. Gene Ontology annotation, cellular component: membrane. Lineage: Eukaryota; Metazoa; Arthropoda; Insecta; Diptera; Culicidae. Gene Ontology annotation, molecular function: zinc ion transmembrane transporter activity. The transcript has 9 exons. Gene Ontology annotation, biological process: zinc ion transmembrane transport; detoxification of zinc ion; intracellular zinc ion homeostasis. The coding region runs from base 365 to 1714 and encodes 449 amino acids. The record is from RefSeq and is a predicted model, not a curated record.
CGAGAAAGCGAACAGCCGGAGGAGAACAAAUUGUGGAGCUGUUCCGUUGGUGUGUGCUUUCCGGUGCUGGCUGAGUGAGAAUCGUGCGGAAGUGGUGUGCAGUGGCCAGUGUUGCGCGUAUCGAAAGCAACCCGUUCGACUCCCCAGUUCUCCAAGGCGACGAUAAGUCAUCCGAAGGUGUUCCAAUCUGCUGCCACAUCGUCGCCCCGAUGCACCGGCCCGUCGUGUAACGUGAGACAACGCCGGUUCCAGUAGCUGGACGCCGGACGCAACCACAGGACGAUCAUUUGUAUCAGACGUCUUGAGCAGCGGUUCCUGAUCCCCGUAGGGCCCGCCGCCCUAGAACACAAACAAUCCUACAAAAAUGGCCAAAUUUGACGGGAAAAAGUGCCGCCUGCUGACGGUGAUGUCGCUGACGGUGUUUUUCUUUUUCGUCGAAAUCGUCGUUGGCUACUUCACCAACUCGAUGGCCUUGGUGGCCGACAGUUUUCACAUGCUGGGCGACAUAGCGGCACUUGUGAUUUCGUUCCUAUCAAUUAAGAUGUCGCCAAAGAAGUGGUCCAAAAAUACGUUCGGUUGGGCACGAGCGGAAGUGCUCGGUGCACUGGUGAAUGCAGUAUUUCUCGUGGCUCUUUGCUUCAGUAUUACUAUAGAAGCCUGCAAAAGAUUCAUCGAGGUGGAACACAUCCACGAGCCCGAGCUGCUGAUUGUGGUCGGAGUGAUCGGACUUUUGGUGAACCUACUAGGCCUCUGUCUGCUGCACAAGCACGGUGGAGGAGGACACCUUGGGCAUUCGCAUGGCGGUGGUCUUACACAGUCGAAACAGAUGAGCGGUUCGAAUGGCAAUUUGGCCAACACGGACGACAAUGAAAACAAAUCCUUCAUGUACCAACAGAAUGGAGCGGCAGCGAAAAAACCAACCCACCAUGGCCAUUCGCACGAUUCCACGCAGAUGAACAUGCGCGGCGCCUUCCUGCACGUGCUCAGCGAUGCGCUCGGUAGCGUUGUCGUGAUAAUAAGCGCACUGAUUGUCAAAUACACUGACUGGGAGUACAAACUGUACAUGGAUCCGGCCCUAUCGGUAGUGCUGGUCGCGCUCAUCCUAAAGUCCGUGUGGCCGCUGCUGCGCGAAUCGGCGUUAAUUUUGCUGCAAACCGUACCGACGCACAUACAGGUCGAUGCCAUACAGCGGCGGUUGCUCGAAAAGGUCGACGGUGUGCUUGCGGUGCACGAGUUUCACGUUUGGCAGCUGGCCGGCGAUCGCAUCAUCGCCUCGGCGCACAUCCGCUGCCGCAAUCUGUCCGAGUACAUGAAGAUCGCCGAGCGGGUGAAAGAGUUCUUCCACAACGAGGGUAUCCACUCGACCACCAUUCAGCCCGAGUUUGUCGAACUCGAGCAGCUCAACAGCUUUUCCGCAGGUUCGGAUGGGUUUUCCAACAGCCUGAAUGGCAGUGCGACGCAGGAUUGCUGUGCGCUCGACUGUCCCACGACGGAUGAAAGUAGUUGUAUCAAAGCUACAUGCUGCCAAAACAACAAUAAUGUUAAGCCGGUGGUGGUAAUCGAUAAGGGCGGCACGGCCGUGGCAGCCGAUGAUGCCACCGAACAACCGACGGAUCCGAUGGGGUUCCGACACUCGUCGUCAUCGACGUCGGGACCGAAGGCUACCGACGCACUGCUGUUUCACGACGAUGAGCAGUUCGACAAGGACGAAUGACGAAGGCGGCAGACAAAAACAAUCAAACCGUGUGCCAACACUCGCGCACACAACACAAUAGACAGACAACGCCGCGUGGAAGAAAGAGGACAAGAAAAUAACAGCAACGAACCGGCCGGUGUAGAAUCACCUUGUGAGUGACGGUUUGGGCGAUAGGAUAGUUUGUUAUGAAACAUGGACGACGAAGACGACGACAGUGACAAAAAUGCCGCAGUAUAUUUAAUCUUCUCAACCAAAGGUCGCGCGCCCGUCGGUCGUCUGAGAGACGCUGCGGAGAAAGUGGUUCAACAUCCCGCUUGACUGAUUUUCUUUCGCUACGCCAAGCACCGGUACCUGGCUGGAGAAAGAAAGCGGAAGCAGAGUAUAAAGACACGGACUGUGACACGCUGGUCAACAACCAGAGGUCCAUAGCGUUGCUGUUAUAGCAGCGAAGGUGUUCUGUAAAACAAACACCACGUAAGGGAGAAACUAACGAGGAGCUGUGAGUAGGGAAGUAGGAACAUAGAAAGGGAGCGCUUGCCCCGUCUCCGAGGAACCUUCAUUCUGGGGUCAGGUUUGGUUGGCAAGCGAUUUGAUUUGUAGAGAAGCUUAUUUGUUUGGCGCUCUCCAGGAUACUGUCCACAUGGUGAUAACUAAAUAACUAAACAAACUAAGCACCGUGUGCGGCCGCAAGAAAAAGAGUCGCUUGUAACGGAAACAGGGGUUCAGGGAGAAAAGAUACAUAUUUAUAGUUUUCCUGCUUGUGGCACAUUAACUUUCUAUUCUUGUUUUAGUCUUUUAUCGUAAAUUGUGCUCCAUUCAAAUAAUUUAUCUUAUGACUUUUCUGUUGUGACGAUUCGUUAUCAUUAUACAUUAGGAAUGUAUCUUUAUAUUUGAACAGCAUUGUAGGACUUUUUGCUUUCGGUAAUACUAUAAUUAAGGCAUAGAGUUACUCGAGUGAAGUAGAAAAUGGUUUCGAUAAUGG